AUGGCAACACCUGACAUGAAUGUUAUCAAAGAGGUGCCGGGCUAUCGCGUUAUACUGAAGGCUGUCCUGAAGUCUCAGAUUCAACAACUGAUUGAACAACUUGCAAGUGCCACCAACGAGGAGUCGAUCAUCCUUACAGCCAGCGUGGCUGAUGGAACCCUGAGUCAUCUUUGCUCAGACUCAGCCAAAGGCUUCCUGGAAGAUCAUGAAGACGUAAAGUCCCAGUUCCUCGGCUACUGCUUAAAAAGCCACCACAAGAGGAAGCAAGAGCAGGAACAAAGGGAUACGGAGGAGGAAAUGAGGAAGGCACAAGAGGCUGCAGACGCUUCCUUAGCAUUGCAGCAACAGCAAGCCAUGGGACCAAUGCCUCGUUUCCAGGCCACAACCCGGUCACCGCGGCAGCAGUUUCGGCCUCCAGGGGAAGGGUUGCAACAUCAGCCAUAUCCAGUGAUCCGCCCCAUCCGAGCAGCAGCCUCCCCAGUCAGAUCUCCAAUGAAGUCACCAGCCAAGCUUGAUGGCCAAACAAUCAAGCUAGAGCCGGACGACGAAACCUCAAACCAAAGUGCAACUAGUCAGCCAUCUUCACCAUCAUCUCUUCAGAACAUGAAAUCUGAACCGGGAUCGGACGACGCAAACUCAGAAUCAUCCUCAUCAAACAACGAGCAGAAUCAAGAAGGACUUAACUUAGGAGCAGACUUGUCUAGUUUAGUGUCAGGUGAUAACAGUGAACAUGAUUUGGACGUCAGUGUUAAACUCGAAGCAAUAUCUGAUGCAGAAAUGGACUUAGAAAUCACUGGUGUAGAGCCUGGGAGACCUAUGCAACCCCAGGAUUGGGGCGCUUAUGCAAUGGGAAUAAACUUUGACCCAACUGGUGCUACUGGUUCCAAGGCAGACAUGACGGUGCAGCAGGGAUACAGAAAUCUUCCACGACCGACAACACCGGAGGAGGUUGGUGCUCGAAUCCUGGCACAAGCGAGGCACGGGAAACGCAAGGGAGAUGAUGAGAUGGAGGUGGAAUCCGGAGAGUCCGAGAUUGAGGAUGAAUCUGAUGAAGAGGAGGAGGCCCUUAGAUUUGCGUCCGACUUAGGAAUUGAGACGUUCAAGGCUUCCACUGGCUUGCUUGGUCCGCAGUGGAUCGAGGAGCGUAACCGGCAGAUCCAGGAGCGCGCAGAGCAGGAGGAGGUGUAUGCUGCUGGCUCUUUCAUCGAGAGCAGUCUGAAGCACCUUUCCGAGCGUCGUACCGACAUCUUCGGAGCCGGCACAGAGGAGGCGGGCAUUGGUAAAAAGAUUGGAGAGGAGGAAGACGAUGGAAAGAAGGACAAGAAGGUGGUGUGGGACAGACACUCUGCCUCCAUGGAGAAGGUGGCUCAGAAGGCCAGAGAGAACUUCUCUAUCGAUGAGCAGAUAGCCAAGAUUCACAAGGUUAAGGGUGUUGUUCCUGAUGCUGACAAGAAGAAGUUUGGCCCAUCAAUCACGCCACAUACCCCCAUGGCUGCAGCACCUUCCCCUCCCCCGAUGAUGAACAAGGCGGCCAAUUCCAAACAACCCCCAUCCCUCGCGGGCGCCCCACCCCCUGUGCCUACCAUGCCCCAGGCCCUCAAGCGACCUGUGGUUGCCAUGAGCAACCCAGCACCACCACCGCCCAUGCCCCAGCAAGUAAUGAUGAUGCAUCUCAGGCCACCGCCCAUGCAGGUGCUUGAUAGGCCUGUCUGCCAUAAUAUCCAGAAGACAUUCAACGCGAAUUCUGAUCUGGAUCGCCAUAUUUUAACACACACAGGGGAAAGGCCGUUCGAAUGCAGUUUUUGUCAAAAACAAUUUAAUCGGAAAGGUGCUGUUAAUGUUCACAUGUAGGUUCACAGGGGGGAAAAGCCUUUUGAAUGCAGUGUUUGUCAUAAAAGAUUCAAUCAGAAAAGUACUCUUAUGCGUCACAUGUUGGUCCACACAGCGGGAAGUCUAUUUGAAUGCAAUAUUUGUCACAAACGAUUUACUCGUAAAAGUAUUCUUAAGGACCAUAUGUUGGUCCACACAGGGCAAAUGCCGUUUGAAUGCAGUGUUUGUGAUAAACGAUUUAAUCUGAAAAGUCAUCUUAAGGAUCACAUGUUGGUCCACACAGGGGAAAUGCCGUUUGAGUGCAGUGUUUGUGAUAAACGAUUUACUCGAAAAGGUCAUCUUAAGGAUCACAUGUUGGUUCACACAGGGGAUAAGCCGUUUGAAUGCAGUGUUUGUCAUAAACGAUUUACUCGUAAAGGUACUCUUAAGCAUCACACAGAGUUGGUCCACAAAAAAGGCAAAGUUGAUCAUCAAUGAAGAGCAUCCUUAAGGCUCAAAGCUUAGUCCACUGGAGUGUCUAUUGUUUGUGGAACACGUGUGGGGACAGAUACACAAUAUGACACCUGUAGUUAUGUAUUCAAUUAAUCUUUUCAUUGUUUUACCAAUGUUUUGGUAUAAGGCCACCGAAGUUUCGCAAACUUAAGAACCUUUUUCCUUUAACAUUUACGAAUUCUAGAUUAAACUGCUUGUGAUCAUUUAAUGACUGUUUCUAUUCAAUAAUUCAUUUUCUUUUAUUAAACAUUAUCUGUUCAAAAUAACCUUUCCU
This is a messenger RNA of Dreissena polymorpha, 2596 nucleotides long. RefSeq lists its product as uncharacterized. The transcript is spliced from 10 exons. Gene Ontology annotation, cellular component: nucleus. Bases 1 to 1851 code for a protein of 616 amino acids. The record is from RefSeq and is a predicted model, not a curated record. Lineage: Eukaryota; Metazoa; Mollusca; Bivalvia; Myida; Dreissenidae.